CGUUAAAACUGACGCAACUGACGUCAUCGCCAGCAAUAGUCUGCCAGUGAGUGCCAUGUUUAAUGUCAAGUAAAAGUUUUUGGAUAAAAACUGAGUUUUGUGUACCGUUUAAACUUCAAAGUGCUUAGAUUAUUAUCAGAAAAGGUUCCAGAAGUAUUUGAAACUGAUUCACUAUGGAUCAGAUACCUCCUCCCAAAGAAGUGAAGAUUCUCGAAACAGCCGAAGAUAUCCAAGAACGACGUCAACAGGUUUUAUCUAGAUAUGACAACUUCAAGGCUGAUGCCCGAGCAAAAAGAGAAAAAUUAGAAGAUUCGCGACGUUUCCAAUAUUUCAAACGCGACGCAGACGAACUUGAAUCAUGGAUCCUUGAAAAGUUGCAAGCAGCUUCCGAUGAAAGCUACAAAGAUCCUACUAACUUACAAGCUAAAAUCCAAAAACAUCAAGCUUUUGAGGCUGAAGUUGCUGCCCAUAGCAAUGCAAUCGUUGUAUUAGACAACCAAGGACGCGAAAUGAUCAAUCAAAAUCACUACGAGUCUGAAACGAUUCGUCGCAGACUUGAGGAGCUUCACCGACUUUGGGAACAACUCCUGUCGAAACUCGCCGAAAAAGGGAUGAAAUUGCAACAAGCUCUAGUUUUGGUGCAAUUCAUCCGUCAAUGCGAUGAAGUUAUGUUCUGGAUUAACGACAAAAGCACUUUCCUUACAACCGAAGAGUUUGGACAUGACCUUGAACAUGUCGAAGUCCUCCAACGCAAAUUCGACGAAUUCCAGAAAGACAUGGCGUCGCAGGAACACCGCGUUACCCAAGUCAAUGAACUCGCCGAUAAACUUCUCCAAGACGGUCAUCCUGAACGCGAUACAAUCAUCACUCGCAAAGAGGAACUCAACAAUGCGUGGCAACGCCUCAAACAGAUGACUCUGAUGCGCCAAGACAAGCUCUACGGCGCUCACGAAAUUCAAAGAUUUAAUCGAGAUGCCGACGAAACUGUCGCUUGGAUCGCUGAAAAGGACGUUGUUUUGUCAUCUGACGACUACGGACGCGAUUUGGCGAGCGUUCAAGCCCUUCAAAGGAAACACGAAGGAGUGGAAAGGGACUUGGCGGCCCUUGAAGACAAGGUAUCAACAAUCGGGAAAGAAGCCGAUCGAUUGUGUGCCAUUCAUGGCGAUCAUGGGGAUCAGAUUCAGUCGAAAAGAGCCGAAAUUGAGGAUUAUUGGCAAAGCUUGACAGCUAAAGCUAAAGAACGAAGAGAUAAAUUGUUGGAAUCGUAUGCUUUGCAUCGGUUUUUGUCCGAUUUUAGAGAUUUGGUCUCUUGGAUUAAUGACAUGAAGGCGAUUAUUUCCGCCGAUGAGUUGGCCAAGGAUGUUGCCGGGGCUGAGGCACUUUUGGAGAGGCAUCAGGAACACAGAGGAGAGAUUGAUGCACGAGAGGAUAGUUUUGCUGCAACGACUGAAGCAGGAAGAUUGCUCUUGGAGAAUGGACAUUAUGCGAGCGAUGAGGUCAAAGAGAAGUUGUCCACGUUGGUCUCUGAUAAAAAUUCUCUGCUGGCAUUAUGGGAAGAACGGCGCAUUCUAUACGAGCAAUGCAUGGAUUUGCAACUUUUCUAUCGCGAUACCGAACAAGCCGACACCUGGAUGGCCAAACAAGAAGCCUUCUUGGCCAACGAAGAUUUGGGCGACUCGUUAGACUCCGUCGAAGCCCUUAUCAAAAAACACGAAGAUUUCGAAAAGUCACUUGCUGCACAAGAAGAGAAAAUCAAAGCUCUUGACGAAUUUGCGACCAAAUUAAUCGAUGGCGAACAUUAUGCUGCUGAUGACGUGGCACAAAGACGAGCAAUGCUUUUAGAGCGUAGAUCAGCUCUUAAAGAGAAAUCAGCUCAAAGAAGAGCUCUUCUGGAAGAUGCUUAUAAAUUGCAACAAUUUGAACGCGAUUGCGACGAAACGAAAGGGUGGAUCAAUGAAAAACUUAAAUUUGCCACUGAUGAGAGUUAUCUAGAUCCGACUAAUUUAGGUGGAAAGGUACAGAAACAUCAGAAUUUUGAACAAGAACUCAAUGCAAAUAAAACAAGAAUGGAAGAUAUUACUUCGACUGGACAAGAAUUGGUGGAUGCUAGACAUUACGCAGCGCCUAGGAUUCAAUCCCGUAUGGAAGAAAUUGUCAACUUGUGGGAAACUUUAGUCCAAUCAACUGACAAGAAAAGUUCCAAAUUGCAAGAAGCGAGUCAACAACAACAAUUCAAUCGUACGAUUGAAGAUGUGGAGUUGUGGCUGUCUGAAAUUGAAGGCCAACUCAUGUCUGAAGAUUAUGGCAAAGAUCUCACCUCCGUCCAAAAUCUUCAGAAGAAACAUGCUUUAUUAGAAGCCGAUGUUGCGUCUCAUCAAGAUCGCAUUGAAGGAAUCACAGCUGCCGCUAAUCAAUUCGUCGAACGCGGCCAUUUCGACGCUGAUAACAUAGCACACAAACAGAAAGUCUUGACUGAUCGAUACACAGCGUUGCAGACUCCGAUGGCCAUCAGGAAACAACGUCUUUUGGAUUCUUUGCAAGUACAACAGUUGUUUAGAGACAUCGAAGAUGAGGAAGCUUGGAUUAGGGAGAAGGAACCAAUAGCAGCGGGGACAACUCGAGGACGUGAUUUGAUAGGAGUACAGAAUUUGAUCAAGAAACAUCAAGCCGUUUUAGCUGAAAUUAACAAUCACGAUGCUCGCAUUAGUGCUGUUGUCGAAGCCGGUAAACAAAUGAUGGAAGAUGAGCAUUUUGCCAGUGACCAGAUUCGUAACAGAGUCAAUGCUCUGAAUGACCAUUGGGUACAGUUGAAGGAGAAAGCCAAUCAGCGGAAGCAAGAUUUGGAUGAUUCGCUACAAGCUCAUCAGUAUUAUGCUGAUGCUAACGAGGCCGAAUCGUGGAUGAAGGAAAAAGAACCGAUUGUGAACAAUACUGAUUACGGGAAAGAUGAAGAUUCAUCCGAGGCUUUAUUGAAGAAACAUGAAGCUCUGAUGAGUGAUUUGAUCGCGUUUGGAAAUACGAUUGAAGCUCUGAAAGAACAAGCUCGCAAUUGUAGGCAACAAGAACCACCAGUUGUUGACGUUACUGGAAGAGAAACAGUGCAAGCUUUGUAUGAUUAUACCGAGAAAUCCGCUCGCGAAGUUUCCAUGAAGAAAGGCGAUUUGUUGCAUCUUUUGAAUUCCAGCAACAAGGAUUGGUGGAAAGUGGAAAUCCACGACCGCCAAGGCUUCGUCCCUGCGGCUUAUGUGAAAAAAGUGGACGCCGGUCUCACAGCCUCUCAACAAAACCUUGUCGACAACAACUCCAUCUCUGCCCGACAAAACCAAAUCAACACCCAAUAUGACCGUCUCCUCGCUCUCGCUCGCGAACGUCAAAACAAACUCAACGAAACAGUCAAAGCGUAUGUUUUGGUUCGCGAAGCGGCCGAACUCGCAAACUGGAUUAAGGACAAAGAAAUGCACGCCCAAGUCCAAGAUGUUGGUGAAGAUCUCGAACAAGUGGAAGUAAUGCAGAAGAAAUUCGAUGAUUUCCAGACCGAUUUGAAAGCGAAUGAAGUGCGUUUGGCCGAAAUGAACGAAAUUGCGAUGCAGUUGGUGUCUUUGGGGCAAACUGAAGCUGCGCUCAAGAUUCAAACACAGAUGGAGGAUUUGAAUACGAAGUGGACGUCUUUGCAGCAGUUGACGGCCGAGAGGGCUAAUCAAUUGGGGUCGGCGCAUGAGGUUCAGAGAUUCCACAGGGAUGUGAAUGAGACCAUUGAUUGGAUUCAGGAGAAAGAUGAAGCUUUGAACAAUGAUGAUUUGGGGAAGGAUUUGAGGAGUGUGCAAGCGUUACAGAGGAAACAUGAGGGGUUGGAGAGAGAUUUGGCCGCCUUAGGGGAUAAGAUUAAACAACUAGAUGAGAUUGCCGGCCGAUUGGUCCAAACUCAUCCGGAAAGUGCCGAGCAGACUCGAGCUAAACAAGAGGAAAUCAACGAAUUGUGGACACAAUUGACUGCUAAAGCGAAUAAUCGUAAAGAAAAGUUGCUCGAUUCGUACGAUUUGCAACGUUUCCUCAAUGAUCAUCGCGAUUUAAUGGCGUGGAUGAAUUCUAUGCUCGGAUUGGUUACGUCUACUGAGUUGGCUAGUGAUGUUACGGGAUCAGAGGCACUGAUUGAACGUCAUCAGAACUACAGAGCUGAAAUAGAUGCACGUUGUGGACUACCUCAGGAACAUAGAACUGAAAUUGAUGCUCGUGCGGGAACAUUCAACGCACUUGAACAAUUCGGCCAACAACUCCUCAGUUCUCAACAUUAUGCAAGUCCCGAAAUUCAAGAAAAACUAGAACAACUCAACGAAUUUCGCAAAGAAUUAGAGACACGUUGGAUUGAAAGACGAGUCCAAUUGGACCAAAAUCUCGACUUGAAUCUCUUCUACAGGGAUUGCGAACAAGCAGAAAACUGGAUGUCCGACCGAGAGGCUUUCCUUGCAUCAGAUGAAGUCGAUUCCAACACCGACAAUGUUGAGGCAUUGAUCAAGAAACAUGAAGAUUUUGAUAAAGCUAUCAAUGCCCAUGAGGAAAAAAUUGCCGCACUUGAAAGCUUAGCCAACCAACUCAUCCAAAACGAACACUACGCGUCCCAAGACAUCGACAACAAGCGUAAACAAGUCUUGGAUCGAUGGCGCCAUCUCAAAGAAGCUUUGAUCGAAAAACGUUCAAAACUCGGCGAAAGUCAAACCUUACAACAAUUCUCACGCGAUGCCGAUGAAAUUGAAAACUGGAUCGCUGAAAAAUUACAACUUGCGACUGAAGAAAGUUAUAAAGAUCCGGCCAACAUCCAAUCGAAACAUCAGAAACAUCAAGCGUUCGAAGCUGAAUUAGCUGCAAACGCCGAUAGGAUUCAGUCAGUUCUGUCAAACGGUGCGAAUUUGAUCGAGAAAAGACAAUGCGCCGGGUCGGAAGAGGCUGUGCAAAAGCGACUCGAAUCAAUUGCCGAUCAAUGGGAAUUUUUGACUCACAAAACCACCGAAAAAUCGAUGAAAUUGAAGGAAGCGAACAAACAAAGAACUUACAUUGCGGCCGUUAAAGAUUUGGACUUCUGGUUAGGCGAAGUCGAGAGUUUGUUGACGAGUGAAGAUGCUGGGAAGGAUCUGGCUUCGGUGCAGAAUUUGAUGAAGAAGCAUCAGUUGGUCGAGGCUGAUAUCCAGGCCCAUGAGGACAGGAUUAAGGAUAUGAAUGAUCAAGCCGAUUCACUUAUCGAAAGCGGUCAAUUUGACACCGCUUCAAUUCAAGAAAAACGCCAAUCGAUCAAUGAGCGUUAUGAACGCAUCAAGAAUUUGGCCGCUCAUAGACAAGCGCGUCUCAACGAAGCCAAUACUUUGCAUCAAUUCUUCCGCGAUAUUGCCGAUGAAGAAUCCUGGAUCAAGGAGAAGAAGCUUUUGGUGGGUUCAGAUGACUACGGACGUGACUUAACUGGCGUUCAGAAUUUGAAAAAGAAGCAUAAACGUCUCGAAGCCGAAUUGGGGUCUCACGAACCGGCCAUUCAAGCCGUUCAAGAAGCGGGCGAGAAAUUAAUGGACGUGUCAAAUCUUGGUGUACCCGAAAUCGAGCAACGUCUCAAAGCCUUGAACCAAGCUUGGGCCGAAUUGAAACAAUUGGCGGCCACUCGUGGUCAAAAACUGGACGAGUCUUUGACUUAUCAACAAUUCCUGGCUAAAGUCGAAGAAGAGGAAGCUUGGAUUAGUGAAAAACAACAGUUGUUGAGUGUUGAAGAUUACGGCGAUACCAUGGCUGCAGUUCAAGGUUUAUUGAAGAAACAUGACGCUUUUGAAACCGAUUUUCAAGCUCACAGAGAAAGAUGCAAGGAUAUCAACGAUGCUGGGAAGAAGUUGGUCACGGAAGGAAACCAUCAUGCUGAUAGCAUUAACCAGCGUUGCCAACAAUUGCAAACUAAAUUGGACCAUUUGGCGGCUUUGGCUGGUCGACGCAAGGCGAAAUUGAUUGACAAUUCGGCCUAUUUGCAAUUUAUGUGGAAGGCGGAUGUUGUUGAAAGUUGGAUUGCUGAUAAAGAAACACAUGUGAAGAGCGAGGAGUAUGGCAGGGAUUUAUCGUCGGUGCAGACGUUGCUUACAAAACAGGAGACAUUUGAUGCAGGUCUCACGGCUUUUGAGCACGAGGGUAUUCAGAAUAUCACCGCCCUUAAGGACCAAUUGAUCGCUUCGAAUCACGAUCAGAGUCCGGCGAUUUUGCAACGUCACGCCGAUGUGAUCGCCAGAUGGCAGAAAUUGUUAGCUGAUUCGGACGCCCGCAAACAGCGACUUCUCCACAUGCAAGAUCAAUUUCGACAAAUUGAAGAUCUUUUCCUCACUUUUGCCAAGAGAGCAUCAGCGUUCAAUUCUUGGUUUGAAAAUGCUGAGGAGGAUUUAACCGAUCCGGUGCGAUGCAAUUCGAUUGAGGAGAUCAGAGCGUUGAGAGAGGCUCAUGCACAGUUCCAGGCGUCUCUGUCGAGCGCGCAAGCCGAUUUUGAAGCUUUGGCAGCUUUGGAUCAACAAAUCAAGAGCUUCAAUGUUGGACCGAAUCCCUACACUUGGUUUAAUAUGGAAGCUUUGGAAGAAACUUGGAGGAACUUGCAGAAGAUUAUCGCCGAGAGGGAUGUUGAGUUGAAUAAGGAAGCUCAGAGACAGGAAGAAAAUGAUAAGUUGAGGAAGGAAUUUGCUAAGCAUGCAAAUGCGUUCCAUCAAUGGUUGACAGAAACUCGUUAUCGAAUUUUGGGUUGGGACGGUACAUCGAUGAUGGAAGGCUCCGGUUCCUUGGAGCAACAACUCGAAGCCACCAAACGCAAAGCUGCCGAAGUGCGCGCCCGUCGCUCCGACUUGAAGAAAAUCGAAGACCUGGGGGCCAUUCUCGAGGAACAUCUCAUUCUUGAUAACCGCUACACUGAGCAUUCUACUGUCGGUUUAGCCCAACAGUGGGAUCAACUAGACCAAUUGGGCAUGAGAAUGCAGCAUAACCUUGAACAACAGAUACAAGCUCGCAACCAAUCAGGUGUGAGUGAAGACGCUCUUAAAGAAUUCUCGAUGAUGUUCAAACAUUUCGACAAGGAGAAAUCCGGAAAAUUGAACCAUCAAGAAUUCAAGAGUUGUCUAAGAGCGCUGGGUUAUGAUCUUCCAAUGGUGGAAGAAGGCCAACCUGAUCCAGAAUUCGACGCAAUUUUGGAUGUGGUGGAUCCAAAUCGAGACGGGCAUGUGUCAUUGCAGGAAUAUAUGGCGUUUAUGAUCAGCAAGGAAACUGAGAAUGUUCAAAGUUCGGAAGAAAUUGAAAAGGCGUUCAGGGCUAUCACUGCAGGUGAUAGGCCAUAUGUUACACAAGAAGAGUUAUAUGCUAAUUUGACGAAGGAAAUGGCCGAUUAUUGCGUAGCACGCAUGAAACCUUACGUCGAACCCAAGACCGAACGACCAAUCGCCGGGGCCUUGGAUUAUAUAGAAUUUACUCGCACUCUCUUCCAGAAUUAAUACACUCGCUUGUCGUUUUAAUAGGGAUAGGGCUCUGUUCUUGCAAUAUCACUAACUUCAGUUGCACUAUUUUAAGCUUGAUUUUAUAUUGUGUUUUGCAUGACGUCACUUGUAUGAGAUGAUUAUAUUUAUCCUUUUCAAAAUAUAUGGCUUAUAGUUUUAA
Molecule: messenger RNA, 7650 nt
Organism: Tribolium madens (black flour beetle)
Lineage: Eukaryota; Metazoa; Arthropoda; Insecta; Coleoptera; Tenebrionidae
Product: spectrin alpha chain
Exons: 19
Coding region: 174-7487 (2437 amino acids)
Biological process (GO): actin cytoskeleton organization
Cellular component (GO): cell junction; cell projection; plasma membrane
Molecular function (GO): calcium ion binding; actin filament binding
Source: RefSeq, a predicted model, not a curated record